CACACGAAGCAGCUUUGCAAGCAGCUCGGGGUUACCGACAGAUUUGGGGCAGCAAUAUACCAGGUGAAAUUAAGGUUAAAGGCAACUUUGUUACGACUCCUCCAAGCAAGAAAUCAGGAUCGAAAGUUCCAAGUUUUUUUGGUUGCUGAAAUGGAUUUUAUGCACUCGGAUUCCAACAUGAAGACUCAAAAGAGAAUUCAACCAAACAGGCAAGUGAUGGCUUUUAUUUUGGUGGUGAUUUUGUCUAGGGCUUGCUCCGAGCCUAUUCGUUAUUCUGUGCUGGAAGAAACAGAGAGCGGCUCCUUUAUAGCCCAUCUAACCGAGGACCUGGGCCUGGGAUCUGGGGAGUUGGCCGCCAGGUCGGCCCGGUUGGUUUCUGACGAUGACAAGCAGCGUUUGCAGCUGGACCGUCAGAGUGGAGAUUUGCUUCUGAGGGAGAAACUAGAUCGGGAAGAGUUAUGUGGUCCUAUUGAACCAUGUGUAUUGCAUUUCCAAGUGUUUCUGGAAACACCAGUGCAAUUUUUUCAAGGAGAAUUAUUGAUCCAAGACAUAAAUGACCAUUCUCCAGUAUUCCCUGAUAGGGAAAUGCUGUUGAAAAUACCGGAAAACAGCCAGCCAGGGAAUAUAUUUCCGUUGAAAUUAGCUCAGGAUUUGGAUGUGGGCAGCAAUGGUCUUCAAACAUACACGGUCAGCCCUGAUUCUCAUUUUCACAUUCUCACUCGAAAUCAUAGUGACAGCAAGAAAUACCCAGAUUUGGUGCAAGCCAAACUGCUGGAUCGAGAGGAACAGGAUGAGUACAGCUUAACUCUAAUGGCUCUGGACGGCGGGUCUCCACCUAGGUCUGGGACUCUCAUGAUCCGAAUCCAAAUAAUGGAUGUCAAUGAUAAUGCUCCUGAGUUUGUGCACUCGCCAUAUAAGGUGCAGGUCCUGGAAAACACCCCUCUAGGCUCCCCAGUAGUUAGUGUCUUGGCUAGGGAUGUAGAUGCUGGAAACUUCGGGAGUGUUUCUUAUGGCUUGUUCCAAGCAACAGAUGAAAUUAAACAAACUUUCUCAAUAAAUGAAGUAACAGGAGAAAUUCAACUGACAAAUAAAUUGGAUUUUGAGAAAAUUAAAACUUACCAUGUGGAAAUUGAGGCUACAGAUGGAGGGGGUCUAUCUGGGAAAGGCACUGUUAUCAUAGAGGUGGUGGAUGUGAACGACAACGCCCCGGAACUGACCGUAUCUUCACUCACCGGCUCCAUCCCAGAAAACGCUCCUGAGACCGUAGUCUCUAUCUUCCGAAUUCGAGAUAGAGAUUCCGGAAACAAUGGAAAGAUGAUUUGCUCUAUUCCAGAUAAUCUGCCAUUCAUUCUAAAACCGACUUUUAAGAAUUUCUACACCCUGGUAACAGAGCGCCCUCUGGACAGAGAGAAAAGAGCCGAGUACAACAUCCCAAUCACCAUCACUGACUUGGGUACCCCCAGGCUGAAAACCGAGCACAACAUAACCGUGCGGGUCUCCGACGUCAAUGACAACGCGCCCAUCUUCACCCAAACCUCCUACACCCUGUUCGUCCGAGAAAACAACAGCCCCGCCCUGCACAUCGGCAGCGUCAGCGCCACUGACAGAGACUCGGGCACCAACGCCCAAGUCACCUACUCGCUGCUGCCUCCCCAGGACGCGCACCUCCCCCUCGCCUCCUUGGUCUCCAUCAACGCCGACAACGGGCACCUGUUCGCGCUCAGGGCCCUGGAUUACGAGGCCCUGCAAGCGUUCGAGUUCCGCGUGGGCGCGGCCGACGCGGGCUCCCCGGCGCUGAGCAGCGAGGCGCUGGUGCGCGUGGUGGUCGUGGACGACAACGACAACUCGCCCUUCGUGCUGUACCCGCUGCAGAACGGCUCUGCGCCCUGCACAGAGCUGGUGCCCAGGGCGGCCGAGGCGGGCUACCUGGUGACCAAGGUGGUGGCGGUGGACGGCGACUCGGGCCAGAACGCCUGGCUGUCCUACCAGCUGCUCAAGGCCACGGAGCCCGGGCUGUUCGGCGUGUGGGCGCACAACGGCGAGGUGCGCACCGCCAGGCUGCUGAGCGACCGCGACGCGCCCAAGCACAGGCUCGUCGUGCUGGUCAAGGACAACGGCGAGCCGCCGCUCUCGGCCAGCGUCACGCUGCACGUGCUGCUGGUGGACGGCUUCUCCCAGCCCUACCUGCCGCUCCCGGAGGCGGCCCCGGACGAGGCCCAGGCCGACUCGCUCACCGUCUACUUGGUCAUUGCUUUGGCCUCGGUCUCGUCGCUCUUCCUGUUCUCGGUGCUGCUGUUCAUCGCGGUGCGGCUGUGUGGGAGGCGCAGGGCGGCCUCGGUGCCUGAGGGCCACUUUCCGGGCCACUUGGUGGACGUGAGCGGCACCGGAACCCUGUCCCAGAGCUACCAGUACGAGGUGUGUAUGACUGGAGACUCGAGAACUGGUGAGUUCAAAUUCCUAAAGCCAAUAUUCCCCAACCUCUUGGCUCAGGACACUGGGAGACAAAUGGAAGAAAAUCCCAACUGCAGGAAUAGCUUUGUAUUCAGUUAAGUAUUAUAUUUGGUCAGUGAACUUCUCAUUUUAAUUUGGCAAAAUUAACUCCUACUGCGAUGCCUUUCUUUUAAAAUAUUGUAUUGCUAUCUAAAUAUCAUACCACUGUUCCAAACCUAUGCAUGUCCUUCAUAGUACUAAUUUUCUGCUUUUUUAUUGGUUUUAAUCGCAUUUAUUAUUUUUAGUUAUACUAGAUACUGAGUAUAUAUUUUUGGUAUAUUUGACAUUGUCUUGGUGAUUAAUGUUUCCAAAAGUCUAAAUUACUCAAGUACAAUGAAAAAAAUUAUUUUAAUGAAUUUCUUAAAUUAGUUAAUAUACCUUAUUAAUGAAAAUUUUAAAGGUUUUAUGUAAUCUUGAAUUUCUAUAUGUUUUGGUUGUCUUUGCCACAUAAUUUUAUCUUUGCAAGGCCAGUGUGUUUGAAAUUCUUUAUAGCUACCUAGGCCUUUCUUCUUAACUGCUCAUGGCUAAACCACCUGAAUAACAUGAGCAUAAAAUUUAGCGUGCUUAUUUAUUCCAAAUGUUAUAUAAACAUGCACUUCAUUAAAAUAUUAAUCCACUAGAAUUGUGACCAUUCUCCCAUUACAAGCACCAUAUAUGCUAGUGUCCUAUUUAUUUGGUUGCUACCUAAUGCCAUCUAUGUAGCACAUUGUAAGUGCUUCAUAACACUCCCUACUACUAAUUUUUUUAAACAAAGAUCAUUUCUAAGUAAUAAAGAGUAGAGCUCACAUAAUUUGGCAUCUCCUUCAUUAAAUAAAACUGUUAAGUCACCACUUGAUAUAACCCUUUAAAAACAAAUCUCAAAGCCUUUAAUAAACCCUAAAUCCUUUCAGAGCAUUCAAGGGCAUCCAGUCUCCUUGCUCUUCAUUUUGCCCUAUAAAAAAAAGUUCACUUGUAGAUUAAUGUAUAUAUUUCUCUGUUUUCCUGCAGCUUUUCUCACCUUUAAAAAGAUUCAGGGAAUUUCUUUUGAGUCUUGGCUAUUCUGUUCAGCUCUGAUUAUUGGGUAAUAUCAGAUUUUUCACUUUAAGUUACUUUAUAGAUAUGGACAAUCUUUAUCGACUAAAUAGUGAUUUCUUUUUGAUGUUCACGUUAUCUUCCAUUUUGUUCUUCAGUGUAGACUUCAGGCAUUUCAUAUAAAUUUAUUUUUUUCAGUCAUGCUCAAGUUGCAUUUGUAUGAAAUAAGUAUUCAUUUGUCCCUGAAUAAAUAAGACUAGUAAUGAAUUUAUCUGAAUUAUAAUUGUUUUUU
This is a messenger RNA of Choloepus didactylus (southern two-toed sloth), 3793 nucleotides long. It is a transcript of the gene PCDHB4, whose product is annotated as protocadherin beta 4. Gene Ontology annotation, cellular component: plasma membrane. The transcript has a single exon. Gene Ontology annotation, molecular function: calcium ion binding. Bases 151 to 2550 code for a protein of 799 amino acids. Lineage: Eukaryota; Metazoa; Chordata; Mammalia; Pilosa; Megalonychidae. Gene Ontology annotation, biological process: homophilic cell-cell adhesion. The record is from RefSeq and is a predicted model, not a curated record.